AUGUCUACCCGCAAGCGCAAGCAGGACGCCCAGGAGCCCGAGGAGCUCGUUGAGCUCCCCGAGGACGACGACGAGGAGGAAGAGGAGUAAGUACUGGCUCCCUUUUGACGUCACUUUCUCAGGAGGUCGUUCAAUGCGUGGUCGCGCGUGCUCGAUUCUGUCGCGCGCGCUGUCGCAGGCCGACAGAGAUGCGAUGCGCAACGCUUCGUUGGCAUUGGAACUCGUCGUCUCGAUUGCGACGUGGAGUGACGGGCGCAUUGCGGUUGCUGACGAUGCUGUCCAGGUACGAGGAAGACGAGUACGAUGAAGAAGACGCCGAGGAGGACGAUGAUGACGCCGAGGAAGAAGACGACAAGAAAGCCCCUCAGGAUGACGCUCCGCGUAAGUUGUCCUGCCCAAUGGACGCGAUCGCGCUAUCGCAGACACUGACAUGUCUCGCAGCUCCUAAGAAAGCACGAAGAACCAAAGAGCCCGCCGAGGAGGAGGAGGAGGAGGAGGAGGAGGAGGAAGCUCCUUUUGACGAAGAGGACGGCGCUGCUCCGGAAGACGAGGAUGAGGACGACGAUGGCAAGGACGCUCCCGAGGACGAUGAGGAGGCCGAAGACACUGCCAAGACUGGCAGCGCUGCCGCUGCUGCGAAGCACGCCAAAGGAAAGGACGUCCCGCAGGAGGACGAUCUCGAGGAGGUUGAUGAGGUCGUCGAGGCGGACGAGAAGGGCGAGUAG
This is a messenger RNA of Lecanosticta acicola, 725 nucleotides long. Lineage: Eukaryota; Fungi; Ascomycota; Dothideomycetes; Mycosphaerellales; Mycosphaerellaceae. The record is from the annotation of a GenBank genome assembly.